This is a messenger RNA of Synchiropus splendidus (mandarinfish), 1362 nucleotides long. RefSeq names its product major histocompatibility complex class I-related gene protein-like. Gene Ontology annotation, cellular component: external side of plasma membrane. Gene Ontology annotation, biological process: immune response. The record is from RefSeq and is a predicted model, not a curated record. Bases 87 to 1214 code for a protein of 375 amino acids. The transcript is spliced from 9 exons. Lineage: Eukaryota; Metazoa; Chordata; Actinopteri; Syngnathiformes; Callionymidae.
UUUUCAGAUGGAUCUUAACCGACAUUUUCAAUCUGCGACUUCAUGCUACAAACACCUUUGCUUUCCGGUCGGUGGUUGACGUGACGAUGAAUCGCUUCGUUGUUUUGACAAUUUGUGAGGUAAUUGGCGCGAAUGCAGCGCUUCACUCCCUCACGUAUGUUGCAACUGGAUUAUCUGGAGUUCCAAACGUACCUGAGUUCAUAGAGGUUGGUUUGGUGGAUGAUGUUGUGAUCUAUCGCUACGACAGCGACAGCCAGACAACCGAACCCAAACAGGACUGGAUGACCCGACUCAGUUCUGAUGAUAUGGAAUAUCUAGAGAACAACACACCGAGGUGCAAGCAAAACCAGCAGCGCACGAAGUACCGACUUAUCGAUGUGAAAGAGCGAUUCAACCACUCUGGAGGUGUCCACAUUUAUCAGUGGAUAUAUGGCUGUGAGUUGGAUGAUAAGACUGGAGAUUUCAGAAGUCAUUAUCAUAUCGCCUACGAUGGAGAAGACUUCAUAGCGUUGGACCUGGAGACUCUGACAUGGAUCGCUGCCAAACAACAGGCCGUCAUCUUAAAACACUGGUGGGACAACUUUGAAGCUCUGAACGAAUAUAAUGACCGCUACAUGAACCAGUACUGUCGUAAGUGGCUGAAGAAGUUUCUCCACUAUGGGAAGAGCUCCCUCCUGAGAACAGAGCUUCCAUCAGUGUCUCUCCUCCAGAAGACUCCGUCCUCUCCCAUCGUCUGCCACGCUACGGGCUUUUACCCUCCACAAGCCAAGUUGCUUUGGACCAAAGACGGAGAGGAGCUUCACCAUGGUGUUACAAUUGAAGAGGUCCUCCCCAACCCUGAUGGAACCUACCAGAUGAUGGCUGAGCUGAAACUACCAGACCCGUCUGAAGACUGGGAGAGGUUCACCUGUGUGUUCCAGCUUGAAGGUGUAGAGGAAGCCUUGCUCACCAACCUGGACAAAGAGGCCAUUUUAACCAACUGGAAGCCGGACCAAACCAUCCCCAUCGCUGUCUCAGUGACUGCUCUUGUUCUGCUUGUCGCUGCUGCUGCUGUUAUUGGAGUGGUCUUGAGGAGAAGAGCAGGCCAAAGUACAGAAACUGACUCCAACACUACUGAGGAGGUUCUGAAUCCACUGAAGCCACCGACUGAAGCUACUGCACACGGCAUCAGGUCUUCAGAGCCAGUGGAUCUCCUGCAUGAAGGUCCUGCAUGAGCAUGAAGGAGUGUUGCAAGGAAAGAAGAGUGGAGCAUUGUGUGGCUGCAGCUAUUGACUAUGCUCUAAUCUUGAGCUUCCUGAGUGACACUUGUGUUCUAUACACACACACACACAAACACACACCUCAGUGACCACAUACUCAACA